GUAAGGAGUGUCACAGUUACUAUUGCCUGUUGGCCGAGGUAUCUACAAAUCAUUUUUUUUCUGAAAUUUUGCCCAACUUUUUUUCCUGCUGGUUCUCCUGUGAUGUAAUUGAGACUUAAAAAAACGGACAAAAAGAUAGCAAAACUAUAAAAAGAAAUUCAACAAAGAAGCAAGAAUGUACCUUUUCAUCAGUCUACUCUUGGGCUCUAUGGUACUCAAAAGCCAUCAAUUGGUAUUGUCUGACUGUGGAGAUACUUACAGAAGUCCAGAAUACAAUGACAUCUCAGUGGAAUGUGGCACAUCUACAAUUUCCCUGGCCAUCCUUCUCUGCCCUGUGGUCUUCACCGGCUACAACGAAUCUCUGCUCAUUCUCAAUAAAUUGUCGGACGACCCGCAGUGCAAGGGCACCAUGGACGAGAGUGUAACCCCACCAGUCAUACGCUUUGAGUUCCCGCUCAAUGCCACCAACUCCUGUGGGAGCGUCUUCAAGACCACCAGCGCGGUCGGGACGGGCGUCUUCUCAGACUUCUCCAACAUCGAGAGGGUGAACAUCAGCGGCAUGGUGAGGUCCCACGACGUCACCACGGGGACCGUCACAUACAACGCAGAGCUGAAGUACUACUUCUCCUGCUCUUACCCUUUGGAGUACCUCAUCAACAACACCCGCUUGGACGUGGCGACAUCAUCCAUUGCAGUGACGGACAACAAUGGGAGCUUCAUCAGUACUCUGAAAAUGGAGCUCUACAGCGAUAUCAACUACACCACCCCUCUCAUCAUACCACUGGAAGGUAUAGAGCUGAGAACCGUAGUAUUUGUCCAGGUCGUGGCAACUAACCUGACCGCACAGUACAACGUCCUCCUGGACCGUUGCUACGCCUCCACCGCUCCUAACCCCACUGACACCAGCAUCUUCAACCUCUUUGUCUCUUCGUGCUCCAGUGACCAGUUCACGACCAUGCUGAUGAACGGCGACAACCAAAAUGCUCGCUUCUCCUUCCCCGCGUUCCGCUUCAUCGAGCAGCAGAACCAGACCGUGUCCACCUAUUAUUUGCACUGCAUCACCAGACUGUGCGAGAUUAGCACCUGCAGCAAAUUCAAGGAGUGUGGCGAAAGGAGAAAAAGAGAUGUCAAUAAUAUUGCUGACGAUGGAGUUACAAAUUCCACCACCCUCACAUCAGCAAAUCCCAUUGUUACAAGAGCUGAGAAUGUUGUCACAUCCAAAGAGGAAGCUCUUUCAGGUGGGAAUUCCAGCUCCACAACGGGACUGGGAAUCGCUGUGGGCGUCCUGGCUGCUGUGGUCAUUAUGGUUGGUGGCAUGGCAUUCCUCGUCUACAAGAGGGCCAAACACCUUUAAAGGGGUUGCUUGUCCUAUUGCUCCUAGCGGGCAUCCGGGUUCCAACUUGGUUCUACAAUCAAGCUGGGAGGGGUAACUGGAUGCGGAAUUCAAUUUAAAUAGAUCCCUUUUUCAUCCAAUUACAUAAUAUACAAUUAGAUUAUUUUCGUAGUAGGAUGAUGCAAAUUUUUAGGAUAAGCCUGUGUGGGAAUGCACUAUUGCACUUUCAUCUUUGACAGGACAAAGCUUAGACUAGUUUGUAAGGGCGAUUUCUUCGAAGGUUUUAAUUUCUAAUCAUAGCUGUGUCUGCAGCCAUUUUGUAAAGCAAGUAGAAAACAAAACCGAAAACUUAGUUUCACGGAUAGAAGGAUGUGGAUAAUGAAGGUUCCAGAAAUUGGUUACAUUUAUGAAUUCAUAUAUUUGGAUUUAGUUUUUUAUUACAUAUCUAUAUUUUACUACCAUAUUGAUACAAAUGGUUUGGAUAGCCAGAGAAAUAAUCAGCACUAAGCAUAAGAAAGUACCCAGUAGAAUGGAACAUAUGACUUGCUCUUUUUCAUAAUGUACACUCCACAAUGUCGUAAGCCAUUAGCAAAGCCAAACAAAGUAACAUUUCAAUACCUUAGCAUUUUUAUUUUAAGCUAUUACCUCUGUUAACUCCCUCCUGACUAUGUAUGUUGAUAUGUAUGUGUAGGCAUGUAUGCAUGUUUAUGCUCAUUAAUAAUCAUUUGUAGUUGUAUAACUGUAAAUAAUGAAGAUAUGUUCUCAAGUACUCCAUGUUAAGAGCUUUUUUUCGAAUAGACCACGCUAUACUUAAAUACAAUAUUCAAACAUUGUAAUACAUCUCUAUGGUUAUACCGUAUAAUCAGACUGAGAUGAUGCUGUCGGUGAUAGUACAAGUGGCAAAGCAAACAUGGAAGAAAGAAACAGGGUUUCAAGCAGCAGCAGAAGUGGCCCUGAGUGUGUAAUUUAGAUUACUGCCAAUGAAUGCAGUGAUGCAAGCCAGCAAUAAUUAAUUAAUAAACACAAGAACUCAACAA
Molecule: messenger RNA, 2370 nt
Organism: Gadus morhua (Atlantic cod)
Lineage: Eukaryota; Metazoa; Chordata; Actinopteri; Gadiformes; Gadidae
Product: zona pellucida-like domain-containing protein 1
Exons: 10
Coding region: 176-1354 (392 amino acids)
Source: RefSeq, a predicted model, not a curated record